CAAUGCAAAGUUUUGAGCAGGAGGCUGCUGAGGAGCUCAGCACUCCAGAGGCAGAAGGGAUGCCAUGCACUUGGAGGUCAGGCUCCUGCUCCCCUGAGGCCACUCACUCUGCAGCCCUGACAUCCUGAGCACCUCCUGACAACCCUACCUACCUCGGAAUGGCUCUCCGGUGGCUUUACCCUCUCUCCAUGGCACUGGCGUGGGGCUGCGUGGUCUCCUCCUCCUCCCACACUGCAGUUGCUCCCCCACAAGACCUUCAGAUCACUGAUCCUGGACUCUUAGGUUCUCUGGAUGUAGAGUGGAAACCUCCCCACAACCUCCAAACCUUCAAUGACUGCACAGUAAAAUACAAGUUUGAAUACCGCAACGCUGGGGACAGAGACUGGAAGGUUAUUUUUACUAGGAAGCUAAAAUUGAGAGUUGGAUUUGACCUCAGCAGGACUGCUGAAGUGAAGGUACAGACACUGCUUGAAGGAUGGUGUACUGAUGACACGGAGGUGCAGAGUGACUGGAUUUCUGCUACCUUUCAGGCCCCAUUGUCAGGGAAACUGGAGUCAGAGGUUCAGAAUUUCCACUGCAUCUAUCAUGACUGGGAAUACCUCAAGUGCACUUGGCAACCAGGUGUCCUCGCUCCUCGUGGCGUACGUUAUGGGCUGUAUUACUGGUACGAGGGGCUGGGCCACGUGGCUCAGUGUGAUGACUACAUUCAGGAUCACGGCAUCAACACUGGCUGCAUGUUGCAAAAUCUGAGCCAGGCAGAAUAUAAAGAUCUGAGCAUUUGUGUGAAUGGCUCAGCAGCAGCCACACCGCUCCGGCCGUUGUACGUCACCCUUCGCCUCCACAACAUAGCAAAGCCCUCACCCCCGAAGCAGCUGGUGGUUUCUAUGUCUGCAUCCAAGGAUCUUCACGUGGCAUGGAGCCCGCCGGGCGGCGAGACGCCGGCCCAGUGCCUGGAGUAUGAGGUUCAGCUGACAGACCAUCAGGAGGAGGCCGAGGCUGCCUGGGUGUCUGUGCCAACCCAAAUGGAGACCACUUUAACAAUUUCCAGAGCAAAUCAAAGCCAUGUUUCAUGUGUUCGUGUCAGGGGGAAAACAAAUAUUUUCUGUGCUGACCAUGGCUUUUGGAGUGAAUGGACAAAGGAGUGUUUCUCUGUGUCUAGGAAGGAGGACAACCAGCUAUUUAUCCUCAUUCCAGUCCUUCUGAGUUUGUCAAGUAGCCUCAUAAUACUCACAUUGAUUGGCCAGUACAAGAAAAGAUCCCCAGCAGAAAAGUCGUCGCCUGCAGCAGUGGGUUGCUGACUCUGCUUGUGACUGCUGUGCUGCUUGUGUUUGAUGGACCACUCUUAGAACAUCAUCCCAAGGACAGCUCUGAAGCCCUGAGCUUUCUGUAGCCCACAUGGGUCUUUCUUACCUGCUGCCACUUGCGAGGCUGGUUGUUGCAAUUCAACGUGGAUUCCCUCAGCAGGCCAGAGGAAACCAUGGAGGAGUAUUAAAGUGACUCUGGAGC
Messenger RNA from Colius striatus (speckled mousebird), 1506 nucleotides. RefSeq names its product interleukin 13 receptor subunit alpha 2 (gene IL13RA2). The transcript has 10 exons. Gene Ontology annotation, cellular component: external side of plasma membrane. The coding region runs from base 159 to 1298 and encodes 379 amino acids. Gene Ontology annotation, biological process: cytokine-mediated signaling pathway. The record is from RefSeq and is a predicted model, not a curated record. Gene Ontology annotation, molecular function: cytokine receptor activity; protein binding. Lineage: Eukaryota; Metazoa; Chordata; Aves; Coliiformes; Coliidae.